This is a messenger RNA of Vollenhovia emeryi, 2646 nucleotides long. RefSeq names its product protein-L-isoaspartate O-methyltransferase domain-containing protein 1-like. Gene Ontology annotation, biological process: protein modification process. Gene Ontology annotation, molecular function: protein-L-isoaspartate (D-aspartate) O-methyltransferase activity. The transcript is spliced from 5 exons. The coding region runs from base 525 to 2228 and encodes 567 amino acids. The record is from RefSeq and is a predicted model, not a curated record. NCBI's taxonomy places the organism in Eukaryota, Metazoa, Arthropoda, Insecta, Hymenoptera, Formicidae. Gene Ontology annotation, cellular component: cytoplasm.
UGCAGUGUUAUCGUAAAUAAACACGAGUCGCGUACCUUCUUCACAUGAUGCGGUUCGCGGGUUAUUGCCGUUCGUUAUUUUAAAGCCAGCGGAGAGCGCGACGCGACGUCCUCGGUUGCAUCAUCGGGCUGCCGUCGCGGAUAAUCGAAUUAACGAUCGGCGAAGCGUUAAACCGGAGUAACGCGGCGAUGCUGGUAACGCACAGGUUUUCACGUUACUCGCGUACCCGUGGCUAACGUUUUACACGUACUUUGACCCGGCAAGUUAUUUUUAAGUCAAUGUCUGCGCUGCCCCGGGUCUCCAUAUUGUCUGUUAAUGUUUGAAAAAUACACUGUGAAUAACUAAUGAAACGGCUGGCCGGCGUUGCACAAACCGUACGAGAUAUUCCGGUAAUAAUCCUGCAGCCUACCUCACCGUGUGGUCCAUUCCACCUCAACUGGAACCAAUUCUGAGUCAGUUUUCUUGCACUAUUCAAUAUCAAGGGACGUGGCAUCUCGUGCCGAGCGACACGAAUCUAGGUAAACAUGGGAGGAGCUGUAAGCUGCGGGCAAGACAACGAUGAAUUAGUGGAUAAUUUAAUGGGAUCGGGAUAUAUCAGGACGAAGAAGGUGGAGAAAGUUUUUAGAGCUAUAGACAGAGCAGACUACGUGCUAUCUGCCUUCCGGGAGGGCGCUUACAAGGACCUAGCUUGGAAACAUGGAAAUAUACAUUUAUCAGCUCCCUGUAUAUAUAGCGAAGUGUUGGAAGGACUUAGUUUAGAACCUGGUUUAAGCUUCCUGAACCUCGGCUCGGGAACUGGCUACCUCAGCACAAUGGCGGGACUGUUGCUAAAGCAACAUGGCGUGAAUCACGGUAUCGAGCUACACGAAGAUUGUUUAAGAUACGCGUACGAAAGACUGGAGGAGUUUAAGCAAACGUCAUUGGCUUUAAAUGAGUUCGAUUUCUGCGAACCUGUGUUUAUACAAGGGAAUUGUCUUAGCAUCAUACCCGGCAGGCAGUACGACAGAGUGUACUGUGGCGCGGCGUGUCCCGAAAGCCACGAGGCAUUUAUUAAGCAAUUCGUGCGCGUUGGAGGUAUACUGGUGAUGCCUUACAAAGAGCAACUGCUACGUAUGCAAAGAGUGGAUGAGAACACAUGGCUGCAGAACACGAUGCUUCCCGUAUCCUUCGCGAGUCUAGUCGUACCUCCGUCCUCGGAACACAAUUUGUUUCACCUGCCGGAGUACAAUCCCUUGCCCCUGCAAGAGCUGUGUCGCGGCAAGAUCCGCCAUCGUCUACGUCACAUUAUUUGGUGCGAGCACCCCGAGCUCGAGACGGUGAAGCCUGUGUUGCCGGGAUAUCAUCAUGGGCCGACCGCGCAGCAGCGUACCCUCCAGCGUUUCGUGAUACCAAUUUUCGAAGAGUCCGACGAGGCUUUAACCGACGACGAGGAGGAGAUUACCGGGCGUGCGCGUUUCCUGUUGAACGCGCGUCUCGCCGACGCUCAUCCUGGAGAAGCUAUCACAACGAGCUUGCAACUGGUGCGAGCGGUUAUACAACCGAAUCAGAACAGCGAGGAUAGCGAGGAGAUUCAGCGGGUCCCGAGCGCCCACGAGAGUACCCGGGAUAUAGGCGUGAACACGGAUUUCCCCGUCCGUCAGCAGAGACGGAGGUCCGCCGCGAAAAACGCCGCCCCGAGUGCGACGAGCACGGACGAGACGGCGAGCGCGGGCCACAGUUCCUCCGUCGCCACGGACACGAACGACAACAACAACGGGGCGGAGGAGCGGGGCAAGCGGGACGCGGAGAGGUCCAGCGUGGCCGCGUACUCCAACAUGAGCGACAGCGACAGCGACAGCGACGCCGAGCAGGAGAGCGUCUUCGUGCAGCGCAAGAAGAUCGCGAAGCGCGAGAAAACGGACAGCGGCAUAGUCGACGACGCUAACUUCAGCAACGACGAGAGCAGCUCGAGCUCCAACUCAAACACCAAUCACUCUGACUCGGAUAUCACCGACACCACGGACGCGGGCGACGCGAUGGACGUGGAUCUGCCAGAGAUUGCGAUUUACAAAACGUGCGGCAACACGUAUUCCUCCCGCACGUCGAGAGGCUCUAACACUGGCAAGGACGCAAACGUCGCGCACUACGUCGACAGCAACGCGUUCGCCGUUUACAUGAGGGAAAAAAUAGAACAGUUACCGUUGCCUUUCUCGAUAAAGCAGUACAUGAAUUAUAACCGGAAAUUAUAAGCGAGAAUCACGUUAUUAUUAUUCUUAUUUAAAGAAAUACAUAACUUUUUAUCACGCAACGAUCUUACGUUGGGUUUCUCUCUUUCUUUCUUUCUCUAACUCGCGCGUUUGUUCGGACUUGCGUAAUUCGUGCGAGUGUUCUAGGUCCCCCGAGUGAUGUUUUCAAGAUGAACUUGUCUCGCGUUUUGCAGCGCUAUUUAACCGUCGCUGAUAUACCUUAUUGCGGUCUGUAGAUAACGAUGAAUCAUUGACAUACGACCUUUUUGCCAGUGCGUUAUCUAUCGUUCCUACAUUCCUUCGCAAUCUCCUCAUUACUUGGACGUAAUGAGUAGUAACAAGGUAUAUAAAACUGUACAUGUAUAAUUGGGAUAUCUAGGGAUGAGAUAUUGUAAAGAUUAAAGUCUCGUAAUUUCAUAUA